GGUUUAAUUACCUAUUUAGUCCCUAUAGUUUUCAGUGAUAUGUUUGCCAUUCGCCUCGGUCUCAUCUGCCGUCCUUCCCCGGAGCUCCCUCUCUUCUGGGAGGCCCUCGCCUUAUGCAACGGCGAAGACUGCGGCUCCUCUCCUUUUGCCACCAUUAACGUAGCCAUGAUCCUCGACACCAACUACCUCCGCGACACCAUGGCCGCGAUGCUCUCCAUGCUUCAACAUUCGACGUGCCCCAAGAACCUGGUCUUCCACUUCCUCUUCGCCCAUGACGACGCUCUCGAACUCUUCUCUAGCAUCAAGUCCACCUUCCUUUACCUCAAGAUGAAGAUUUAUCGGUUUGACUCCAACAGGGUCCGCGACAAGAUAUCCAAGUCCAUUCGACAGGCCUUGGACCAGCCCCUGAAUUACGCCAGAAUAUACCUUGCCGAUACCAUACCAGAAGACGUGAAACACGUGAUAUAUUUGGACUCUGACCUGGUGGUGGUUGACGACAUAGCCAAGCUUUAUGGUGUUGAUAUGAAGAGCCAAGGUGCGGUGCGAAAACACACUGGUCGUCGGUGCGGUCCUAACAACAAUAAUAUGCUAUGGUGA
Messenger RNA from Glycine soja, 597 nucleotides. Its product is annotated as probable galacturonosyltransferase-like 4. The transcript has 2 exons. NCBI's taxonomy places the organism in Eukaryota, Viridiplantae, Streptophyta, Magnoliopsida, Fabales, Fabaceae. The record is from RefSeq and is a predicted model, not a curated record. The annotation marks the transcript as partial. Gene Ontology annotation, molecular function: glycosyltransferase activity. Gene Ontology annotation, cellular component: Golgi apparatus.